This is a messenger RNA of Megalobrama amblycephala (Wuchang bream), 4239 nucleotides long. RefSeq lists its product as uncharacterized. The record is from RefSeq and is a predicted model, not a curated record. NCBI's taxonomy places the organism in Eukaryota, Metazoa, Chordata, Actinopteri, Cypriniformes, Xenocyprididae. The coding region runs from base 1 to 4239 and encodes 1412 amino acids. The transcript has 4 exons.
AUGAAUGAUGAGGAUGGUGGAGAUGAUAGUGUAGAAGAUGUUGUUGAUAACAAUGUUAAUGUUGGUGAUGAAGAUGGUAAAGAUGAUGAAGAUGGUGUAGAUGAUAGUGUUGAAGAAGACGAUGAUGACAAUAGUGCGACUGAUGAAGAUGGUGCUGCUGAUGAUGGUAAAGUUGUUGAUGAAGAUAGUGGGACUGGUGAAGAUGGUGUUGAAGAUGGUGAAGAUGAUAACGAUGAUGUUAAUUUUGAUGAUGAUGAUGACGAUAGUAGGACUGUUGAAAAUGGUUCUGAGGAUGGUGAAGAUGAUGUGGAUGGUGUAGAUGGUAGCAUUAAAGAAGAUGGUGAUGUUGGUGCUGAAGAUGGUGGGGAUGAUGAUGGAGGCUGUGAGUUUGCUGAUGAUGGUAAGGAUGAGGAAGAUGAUAUAGAAGUUGCUGAUACUGAAGGCUGUGCUUGGGUUGAUGAUAAUAAUGAUGACGAUAGUGGCACUAAUGCAGAUGGUGUUAUGGAUGAUGAAGAUGAUGAAGGUGGUGGAGAUGAUAGUAUUGAUGGCGAUGAUGUGGAAGAUAGUGGGACAGGUGAAGAUGGUGCUGAGAAUGGUGAAGAUGAUAACAGUGAUGUUAAUUUUGGUGAUAAAGAUGGUGAUGAUGAUGAUGACAGUGGGACUGUCGAAAAUUGUUCUGAGAAUGGUGUAGAUGGUAGCGUCGAAGAUGUUGAUAAUGAUGAUGAUGUUGGUGAAGAAGGUUGUGAGUUUGUUGAUGAUGGUAAGGACAAGGAAGAUGAUGUAGAGGUUACUGAUAGUAUGGGCUGUGCUGCUAGGGUUGAUGAUACUGGGAAUGAUGAAAAUGAUAGUGUUGAUGAUGUUGAUGAUGAUGAUGACGAUAGUGGGACUAAUGAAGAUGGUGCUAUGGAUGGUGAAGAUGAUGAAGAUGGUGGAGAUGAUAGUAUUGAAGAUGUUGAUGAUGAUGUCGUUAAUUUUGGUGAUGAAUAUGAAGAUGAUGGUGCAGAUGACGGUGUUAAAGAAGAAGUUGAUGAAGAUGACAGUAGUGGGACUGAUGAAGAUGGUCCUGAGGAUGGUGAAUAUGAUGAGGAUUGCGUGGAAGAUAGUAUCGAAGACAUUGUUGAUGAUGAUAACAAUGAUGUUCGUGAUGAAGAUGGUGUGGAUGGCGGUGAAGGCUGUGAGUUUGCUGAUGAUGGUAAGGAUGAGGAAGAAGAUGUGAAGGUUGCUGAUAGUGAGGGCUGUGCUGGUGGGGUUGAUGAUGAUGUUAUUGGGACUGAUGAAGAUGGUGCUAUGAAUGCUGAAGAUGAUGAAGAUGCUGGAGAUGAUAGUAUUGAAGAUGUUGUUGAUGAUGUUAAUGUUGGUGAUGAAGAUGGUAAAGAUGAUGGUGCAGAUAAUAGUGUUGUUGAAGAAGAAGAUGAUGAUGACUGUAUUGUAACUGAUGAAGAUGGUGCUGCUGAUGAUGGUGAAGAUGAUGAAGAUGGUGUUGUUGAUAGUAUUGACAAUGCUGUUGAUGAUAGCAAUGUUAAUGUUGGUGAUGAAGAUGGUGGGGAUGGUGAUGAAGAUUUUGAGUUUGCUGUUGAUGGUAAGAAUGUGGAAGAUGAUGGAGAGGUUGCUGAUACUGAGGGCUGUGCUACUGGGGUUGAUGAUAGAGAUGAUGUAAAUUGUGAAACUGAUAAAGAUGGUGUUAAUAGUAUUGAAGAUGGUGAUGAUGAUGGUGAUGACAAUAGUGGGACUGAUGAAGAUGGUGCUGAAGAUGAUGAAGAUAGUGUGGAUGAUAAUACUGAAGAAGACAAUGAAGACAAUAGUGGGACUGAUGGGGAUUGUGCUGAGGAUGGUGAAGAUGAUGAAGAUGAAGAAGGUGGGAAUGGUGAUAAAGGCUGUGAGUUUGCUGAUGAUGGUAAUGAUGGUGAUGAUGUAGAGGUUGAGGAUACUGAGGCCUGUGCUGGUGGUGUUGAUGAUUGUGGGACAGAUAAAGAUGGCAGUGAGGAUGGUGAAGAUGAUGAUAGUAUUAAAGGUGAUGAUGAUGAUGAUGAGGAUGGUGUAGAUGAUCUUAUUGAAGAUGGUGUUGAUAAUGAUGUUAAUGAUGGUGAUGAAAAUGGUGUUGAUGAUAAUAGAGAUGAGGAGGGCAGUGUAAAUGAUGGUAUUGAGAAUGGUGAUGAUGAUAGAGAUGAUGAAGAUGGAGAUAGUAGAUAUGAUAGUUCUGAAGAUGUUGAUGAUAAAGAUGAUGUUAAUGUUGCUGAUGAAGAUGACGGGAAUGAUGAGGAAGGCUGCAAGUUUGUUGAUGAUGGUAAGGAUGAGGAAGAUGAUGUAGAAGUUGCUGACAGUGAGGGCUGUGCUGCUGGGGUUGAUGAUAAUGAGGUUGCUGGGACCGAUGAAGAUGGUGCUGAGGAUGGUGAAGAUGGUGUAGAUGAUGGUACUGAAAAUAGUGUUGAUGAUAAUGAUGACAGUAAUUUUGGUGAUGAAGAUGGUGAAGAUGAUGUUGUAGAAGAAGAAGAUGACGAAGAUAGUGGGACUGAUGAAGAUGAUGCUGAGGAUUGUGAAGAUGGUAUUGAUGUUAAUGUUGGUGAUGAAGAUGGUAAAAAUGAUGGUGGUGUAGAUGAUAGUGUUGAAGAAGAUGAUGAUGAUAAUAGUGUGACUGAUGAAGAUGGUGCUGCUGCUGAUGAUGUUGAAGAUGAUGAAGAUGAUGAAGAUGGUGUUGUUGAUAGUAUUGAAGAUGUUGUUGAUGAUAACAAUGUUGAUGUUGGUGUUGAAGAAGAAGAUAAUGAUGACAAUAGUGGGACUGAUGAAGAUGGUCCUGAGGAUGGUGAAUAUGAUGAGGAGGGUGUGGAAGAUUGUAUUGAAGACGAUGUUGAUGAUGAUAACGAUGUUAAUGUUGGUGAUGAAGAUGGGGAUGAUGAUGGAGGCUGUGAGUUUGCUGAUGAUGGUAAGGAUAAGGAAGAUGAUGAAGAGGUUGCUGAUAGUGAGGACUGUGCUACUGGGGUUGCUGUUGAUGUUAGUGGGACUGAUGAAUAUGGUGCUAUGAAUGAUGAGGAUGGUGGAGAUGAUAGUGUAGAAGAUGUUGUUGAUAACAAUGUUAAUGUUGGUGAUGAAGAUGGUAAAGAUGAUGAAGAUGGUGUAGAUGAUAGUGUUGAAGAAGACGAUGAUGACAAAAGUGCGACUGAUGAAGAUGGUGCUGCUGAUGAUGGUAAAGUUGUUGACGAAGAUAGUGGGACUGGUGAAGAUGGUGUUGAAGAUGAUGAUGAUGAUGACGAUAGUAGGACUGUUGAAGAUGGUUCUGAGGAUGGUGAAGAUGAUGUGGAUGGUGUAGAUGGUAGCAUUAGAGAUGAUGGUGAUGUUGGUGCUGAAGAUGAUGGGGAUGAUGAUGGAGGCUGUGAGUUUGCUGAUGAUGGUAAGGAUGAGGAAGAUGAUGUAGAAGUUGCUGAUACCGAAGGCUGUGCUUGGGUUGAUGAUAAUAAUGAUGACGAUAGUGGCACUAAUGAAGAUGGUGCUAUGGAUGAUGAAGAUGAUGAAGGUGGUGGAGAUGAUAGUAUUAAAGAUGUUGUUGAUAAUGAUGUUGUUAAUAGUGGUAGUGGGAGUGAUGUAGAUAGUCCUAAAGAUGGCGGUGAAGGCUGUGUGUUUGCUGAUGAUGGUAAGGAUGAGGAAGAAGAUGUGAAGGUUGCUGAUAGUGAGGGCUGUGCUGGUGGGGUUGAUGAUGAUGUUAUUGGGACUGAUGAAGAUGGUGCUAUGAAUGCCGAAGAUGAUGAAGAUGCUGGAGAUGAUAGUAUUGAAGAUGUUGAUGAUGAUGUUAAUGUUAGUGAUGAAGAUGGUAAAGAUGAUGGUGUAGAUAAUAGUGUUGAAGAAGAAGAUGAUGAUGAUGACUGUAUUGUGACUGAUGAAGAUGGUGCUGCUGAUGAUGUUGAAGAUGAUGAAGAUGGUGUUGUUGAUAGUAUUGAAGAUGUUGUUGAUGAUAAUAAUGUUGAUGUUGGUGUUGAAGAAGAAGAUAAUGAUGACAAUAGUGGGACUGAUGAAGAUGGUCCUGAGGAUGGUGAAUAUGAUGAGGAGGGUGUGGAAGAUUGUAUUGAAGACGUUGUUGAUGAUGAUAAUGAUGUUAAUGUUGGUGAUGAAGAUAGGGAUGAUGAUGGAGGCUGUGAGUUUGCUGAUGAUGGUAAGGAUAAGGAAGAUGAUGAAGAGGUUGCUGAUAGUGAGGACUGUGCUACUGGGGUUGCUGUUGAUGUUAGGGGACUGAUGAAUAUGGUGUUAUGA